AUGCAGCAUUUGCACAUGCCCACCCCUGUGUCCGGCUACCCUCAGGGGGGGCCCAGCCGCCCCGCCACCCCGGUGCCAGACAUGCGCAGAUUAUACGGGCUUCAGGGUCAGGCAUCAGCGCCGCCCAAACGCAGUUCUUCUCCAGGGCAUGCCGCUUUUGCAUACCAACUGCCACAGUUCCGGCCCGAGGCUCCUGCUCCACCUGCUCCACCUGCCAGGAAACCGAUAGAUCCAUCGGAGCUCGUGCAGGGUCAACAACUGGACUAUUGGAGUGAUCACAACCAGUGCUGGAUGCCAGCUAUCAUCACCGAUGUGGAUAAUGAGUCCGGUGGCAUUUGCCUCAAUGUCAAGCCAAACGCUUUCAUCAGUCGGUCUGACCAGCGCCGGAAAGUUCGGUCAAGGACUAUCCCCAAUGCCCAGCAGGUGGCGACAGCACAGGGCAUUGUGCAGCAGGAGCAAGUGGAGCCAGUUGCAGAGCAAAUCUUUGUCAGUGCUGCGAGGGCCAAGGACCGCCCAAUUCCUGCGGAGCAAGUUCCGCACCUUGGAGCCUACUUGGACGGACUGCUGGGGUUGGUGGGUUCCCAAGUUCAUUUGAUGCAGUCUGCCCGAAGCGAAUCGGGCCUGGGCCUGGAUGAGUUCAAGAAAGUCUUCUGGGAGCUGCUGCAGCUGCAGCAGGAAAUCUCAGUUCAAGCGAUUCCUCGAUUCUCCAUUGAUUCUUUUAAGGAGGGAGAGCCGUGGCAGAAGUAUGCCAAAGGCAAAGAACUCGGCCACGGCACCUACGGCUUCGUGUACCUGGCGAGCGACAAGCACUCCAAACAGGUCAGGGCCAUAAAGGAGAUCUCCAAAGAGAAGCUCCAUGGGGAUAUGCAGGCAAUGAAGAAAGAAAUCGAGAACCUGACGAACCUCGACCACCCUCACAUCUUGAAGCUCUAUGAGGUGUACAGCACAAAGGACGACGUGUACCUGGUGACCGACUUUUGCCCUGGAGGGGAGCUGCAUGGACACAUUUCAUCUGCGAAAAAGACUCGGCAGGAAAUCCCCAUGCCAUGGAUUGCUGAAGCCAUGCAACAGCUGAUGCAAGCUAUUUGCCACAUCCAUGUUCGGGGAAUCAUCCACUUAGAUGUGAAGUCGCAGAACAUCAUGCUCAUGCCCAGCCAGAAGACAGCGGCCUUCUUCGGGAAGGGCGAUGCCAAAGAUGCCAAGUCCGCAACCUUCAACUCCAAGCCACACGUGGUUGUCAUAGACCUCGGGAUUGCCAUGCACUUCAAGCCUGGUGACUAUCGCGGCAAUCGUCCAAUGGGUACGCCCAUGACAAUGGCUCCAGAGGUUUGGUCUGGCGAAAUCACGCCGGAGGCUGAUGUGUUCAGCUGCGGUUGUGUGUUUUUUGAGCUCCUUUGUGGGGAAAUGCCUUUUCGAGUGAAGUUCGAGGGCAACUUUGACGAUGUUGUCAAGUUCUGGCGGCAGAAGCCGCGGCCUGCAUGGCAGUAUGUGUCUGGUAGCUCCAGGGAUGUCAAGGAAUUACUUGAAGGCAUGCUGCUGCAGGAGAGGCAGCGGCGCCCUUCUGCAUCCCAGUGCUUGGCGAGCAAAUUCUUGAAAGAUGCGUCUGCUCCAAAACAGACUGGCAGCUUAAACGAGUCAAAUCGCCAGAGGCUGAUCAAGCGGCUGGCUUCGGUUCAUUGCCGAUCGGUCCUGUACAAGAACAUAGCAAUGAAAAUUGCUCAAGAUUGGCCGCCUAACCAGAUGCCCACCUUCAAGCAAUUGUUCAACGAGUUUGAUGUUCAUGGCAAUGGUUCGCUGCCGACAGAUGGAUUGAAGACUACGCUAAUGAAACAUGGGGUUGAUGAGGCUGAGGCUAGCCGUGCAGCUGCAGCCAUGAACCUGAGUCAAGACAAGGACGCAAUCAAUUGGACCGAGUUUGUCGCGGCUUGCAUUGACUUGAGCCAGCCCGAGUUCGAGCCCAAGAUCUUCAAAAUUUUCCAAGAUGCAGAUGCUGACCGGGACAACUUGCUUUCAGCCUCGGAUCUGAUGAACACUUUUCCACAAGGAAACAAGUACGGCUUAGAAACAGCGACAAGUGUCUUCAGAGAUCUCACAGGGAGGGAUGCCCAGAAAGACCGAGGAGCUCGGAUGGACUGGAGCACCUUCUACAAGCAUCUGCAGAGCUGUGCUCUGAACGGUGUUGAAGAGCCGGCGUUGGCGAAGACGCAGUGGGAUGUCUUCAUCGGUGGAGUGACUGACGCGAUUAACAACGUCACAGGUGCAUACUUUUCAAACGACACCCGAACACAGAAGUCGCCGAAUGCAGUGCGCUUCCCAGGUGAGCGCAUCCCGCAGAGCAUGGACGACAUGCUAAAGACCUUGGCAGACAUGGGCUUCAAGGAUCGGGAGCUCAAUAGGCAAGUUCUCAACGAGAAGGGCGGUUCUCUCAGUGACGAUGUAAUCGAGACGAUCAUGCAGCGCAGCUCAAGCUCAUGA
Molecule: messenger RNA, 2475 nt
Organism: Symbiodinium sp. CCMP2592
Lineage: Eukaryota; Dinophyceae; Suessiales; Symbiodiniaceae
Source: the annotation of a GenBank genome assembly